Messenger RNA from Mercurialis annua (annual mercury), 915 nucleotides. Its product is annotated as mitochondrial import inner membrane translocase subunit TIM23-2-like. Gene Ontology annotation, cellular component: TIM23 mitochondrial import inner membrane translocase complex; mitochondrial inner membrane. The transcript has a single exon. The coding region runs from base 88 to 654 and encodes 188 amino acids. The record is from RefSeq and is a predicted model, not a curated record. NCBI's taxonomy places the organism in Eukaryota, Viridiplantae, Streptophyta, Magnoliopsida, Malpighiales, Euphorbiaceae. Gene Ontology annotation, biological process: protein import into mitochondrial matrix. Gene Ontology annotation, molecular function: transmembrane protein transporter activity.
CUUCCUUGUAGACUCUGUGUUCUCUUCCCCAACAAAAUUAAUUAAGCUCGAAAAGUAAUCUCUCCAACCCAAACCCUAACUCUAAAAAUGGCAUACGCAAGCUCAGAUCGCGAUCCGAACCGAACUGAAAACCCAAAUACCCGACUAUACAACCCGUAUCAAGACCUGAAUCUUCCAGCUAAAACACUCUACCAGCUCCCAACCUCACCGGAGUUUCUCUUCCAAGAAGAAUCUCUCCGGCAACGCCGUUCUUGGGGUGAAAAUCUUACCUUUUACACCGGCUCCGCCUAUCUCUCCGCCUCUAUCGGCGGUGCUUCUGUCGGUUUCUUUUCCGCUUUUAAAUCCUUCGAACCUACCGAUACUAUGAAGCUCAAAGUCAAUAGGAUCCUCAACUCUUCGGGUCAUUCCGGUAGAGUAUGGGGUAACCGGAUCGGAAUUGCUGGAUUGAUCUACGCUAUGAUGGAGAGCGGCGUUGUAAUGGCUACUGAUAGAGAUGAUGUUUGGACAAGUGUGGCGGCGGGGCUGGGUACCGGUGCGGUUUGUAGGGCGGCGAGAGGCGUUAGGUCGGCAGCGGUGGCUGGAGCUUUGGGUGGAUUAGCGGCGGGUGCGGUGGUGGCCGGAAAGCAAAUGAUGAAGAGGUAUGCUAUGAUUUAACAAAAAGUGAGAGAUUUGAAGAUGAUUAUAAUUAGGGUUUUGGGUUCAUUAUUUAUUUUUUAUUAAGGUUAUAAAAAAAUAUAAAGGCUUCUUCAAUUUUGAUCUUGAAUUGUAAUUGAUUAAUAUAAUGUUUGAUGAAUUGGAAUCAAUGAAACCCACUGAUAAUGAAUUUCAAAUCACUUUGCUGUUAAAGAGAAGAACCAUAUGCUGUUUCUUGGCAUUAAUUGUAAGUUAUUAUAGUGAAUAAUGGUUCUUCAAUCA